Messenger RNA from Symbiodinium sp. CCMP2592, 5769 nucleotides. NCBI's taxonomy places the organism in Eukaryota, Dinophyceae, Suessiales, Symbiodiniaceae. The record is from the annotation of a GenBank genome assembly.
AUGGAGCCCUUUGAUGAAAGCUUCCUUCGGGCAACUCCCGCAUGGCAAGUGCUGCGAUCCUUUGGUGCUGCAUUGAGGUGGACCAACGAGGAUCUUUAUGAUCGGAGCUUUCCUGUGAGUGCGAUCCAAGUUUUCUGGAGCCACAGUUGGCAUGGCAACAACUUUAUGAAGAGGCUGCUGCUGCUUCUGCUCUACAACGGGCCAGCUGCAGCAAUUGCGGCCAGCAUCUCCGUCUUGCUGAUGUUCUUUCUGCAGAUUGCUGGAUACCUACCAGGCAUCCUCCGGGUCAGCAGAACACCACUCGAUGAGGGACGGGAGAUGGUGUUCGGCCCCUGGUGCACGUUGACGGCAGGGCUCGUGUUCGUGGUUGUCCUCCUGCUUUGGAAGCCGAGGAGUCUGGUCUUCGUGGACCAAGUAUGCAUCAAUCAGAAGGACGCAGAAUUGAAGAAGAAGGGAAUUCUCAGCAUUGGUGCCUUCCUUAAGUAUUCCGAGCAACUUCUGCUCAUUUGGGACAACACAUAUGCUGGGCGUUUAUGGUGCCUGCUAGAGCUUGCCGCGUUUCUAAAAAGCCAUGAACAGCUGGAUGAGAAAGUUACGAUCAGGCUGACAGCCAUGGCUCCCUGCAUUUUGGGCGCUGCCUUUGCUCUCUGGGCUUCCAUGCUACAUUUCAUUUUGAUCAGUGAGCAAACUCCUCCGGGCAUUCUGGCGCUUGUGCUGACACGCUUGUUCCUUGUGUACAUUCAAGCCUCCUAUCUGCGUCAGCUCUAUCGGAACGCGGAGAUCAUGCUCAAGCAGCUUUCCGACUUCACUGUCGAGGCAGCGGGCUGUCACUGCUGCAAUGAUGCAGAGGCUUGUAAUGCCAAGGUCUGUGAUCGUGAGAUCAUAACUCGAUGCCUUCGUCUCUGGUAUGGAUCGGUCGAAGCCUUUGAGGUGACUGUAAGGACGCGUGUCAGGAGCGUGCUACAUCGCCAGUUGGGUGGAUUGCUGUUUCCUUAUGGUUGGCAAGUCAUUAGUGCGUCGCCUUUGUUCUGGGGUUUUGCAGAUCUCAUCGCGGCCCGCGCGCGUGCCGGAAACUGGAAGGUGGCUGCAAUCAUGUUGGUCGGCACCGUGACUUGGUGCUUCUUUCUGUUUCCCUUCAUCUUUCAGCUGACGGUGCUGCUGGCAAGUUAUUGUCGCCAACAGCAGAGCCAGGUCUGGAAGGAUACGCUGAUUAGCCUUGCGGUGGCAUUUCUGUCGACAAUGCUGUCCUUUGUUGGCCAGUGGUCGGCGAGUCUAAUGGCCGAUGCUGUCGCUGUGUUUCUUUGGAUGGGCGUCAUUGUGAUUCUGGUGAAGUCGGAUUUGCAGGUUCAGAACAUCGGUUUUCGGUUCAGGUUUCCUAUGCUUGCGCAAAUGCCGUUCCAGCUUGAGCCUUUUAACAGCUUUUUGGACUAUGCUGGCGGCGAAGCUGCCGGCAGUGUUGCCGAUACGAUGGCUGCUUUCUCGGAUGAGGUCCAAGAGUUGGACGAGUCGAGAGUCAGCUACCUCGAUGCCGUCGACGUGAGCACUUUUGAAACUCCUUUGCCAAUGGCGCCCCUUUCCGACGGGCCUCGGUCCGGCGCUCGGCUGCUGCUGAGCGCGCUUUGCCUGCGCUUCGGGCGUCUGGCAUGGCUGCCCACCUGCGAUGCGGAGGGAAUACACCCGUGCUCUGAAUGCUUCUUCUGGGCUGCCCGCGCCGGAGUGCAUGUGGAGCCCCCUUGCAGGGCUUUGGACGCCAGCCAGCGCCGCAAUGCGCCGCCACAGGCCUCGCCAGCUCUUUCGUCGCCGCGAGCCUCGCUGGCGACGGUUGGGCGUACCCAACGUGCGGUGGUCUGGCAGGCCGUAUGCAGGUGUGCGGGUGCCCUGAGCCUGGCACGCCGCUGGGCGGCGAGCGUCCUGCUCGGCGGCGGGCGCGGAGCCCCUCCAUGGAAGUGGAUUCGGCUGCACCGCACCUCCGGGUUGGUCCAGUGUGGCUUCCAUAUGCGACAUCACAUCGACAACCACUUGGCCGGCUCUCUCGCUGGAACUGUGCCGGCGGCGUGGUUGCAGGCACAGGGGCGACAACGCUGCGCAGUGUGCGGCCUCAGUGUGUCUACCCGCUACGGCAUCCACCCGACCUGCCGGCCGGCCGCAAGACAUGCAGUGGAUGGCGCUGGCGAGCCGCGUGCUGCUGACGAUGGCUGUCCGCUGCCCAGCUUUGAAACAAUCCAGGCGCGCAGGACUCGCACGCUCCGCCAUGUGCCCACUGCUGCUCGGUACCUUUGGGGCAAGGUGCUCACCCGAGCCUUGGCUGCAGCCGCUCACCACAAUGACAACCGGGCGUGGCGUGAGCUGCUAAUGCUGCCGCAGUGCGUCUUGGGCGCUCCACCCCGAGCUGGCCGCAAACACCGCAAGGCGGCCGCGGCCAACACGCUGGACCGCUUGCAGCGCUGGCACUCGUGGGCCCACUGCAGAGCAGCGACGCGAGCUCGCCGUGGCUCUUACGUGGCUGAGGGUCUCAGCGAGGACGCCCCGGCCACUGCUGCCGCGCUGCGUGCCUUGCACCCCGCUCAAGCCGUCCCAAGUGUCAACAUCGGUGAGCUCCCACUGUCGUUGGAGGUCGCUGCGGAUGAGGUCGCACGGGCUCUGCGCUCUUUCCCUGCCGACACGGCACCAGGCCCGAGCGGCCUCCGUGUCCAACACCUGCGCGAGGCUGGGCCGCCUGGCACAGUCCCGUCAGGAGCAGAGGCGGCCAUCCAUGUGGUCCGGGCUUGGAUCGGGCGCAACGGAGCUGCAUCUGGUAAGGUUUUGGUUAAGCUUGAUUUUGCCAAUGCUUUUAACCGUGUCUCCCGACAAGCUGUGCUAACCGCUGCAAGCACGCACUUCCCUGGCCUGGCCCGAUGGGUGGCAUGGUGCUACCAGCAGCCAUCCAACCUUCGGUUUGGUGCAACCACCACCAUCCAGUCGGCUGGGGGCGUGCAGCAGGGCGACCCACUGGGGCCGCUGCUGUUCGCGGCUGCUCUCCAACCACUUGCCCAGGAACUCAAGGCGAGACCCCUAGACUUGGCCUUGUUCUUCCUUGAUGAUGGCAUCCUGGCUGGUGAUGUGGCGGCAGUCGCGGCCGCUUUGGCCCACGUGCAGCAACGGGGUGACUGUCUGGGCCUGCAGCUCAACCUGAGCAAGUGCGAAACCAUCGCUGUGGGCAGCACCACCGCCGCGGACCUGCAUCCGCACCUCCCCUCUGCAUUGCUCCGCUCGGCGGACGGCCAGGAUCGGGUUCUACGCAACUUCGAGCUGCUCGGGGCGGCGAUUGGCGAUGAUGCUUUCGUCGCGGCCCACACGGCGGCUCGAGUCUCCAAGGCUGAGCCUCUCCUGACUGCUCUGGCGGAGCUGGAGGAUCCUCAGGUCGGUGUCAAGCUUCUCCGGUCUUGUGCAGGUCACUGUCGUGUGGUGCACAGCAUCCGCUGCACCCCGCAUCAGGCUUUAACUUCUGAGCUCUGCAGGUUCGACGCGCUGGUGCGGGCCUGCUUUGCUGGCCUCACUGGGCUCCAUCUUGACGAGAGCCAGUGGGCUCAGGCGGCACGUGGCCUGUCACAGGCUGGUUUGGGCCUCUGCUCCACGGCUAGUGAUGGUCCGGCAGCUUAUCUGGCCUCAGUGGGAGGGUGCGCGAAGGCGUGUCGCGAGCUGGAUGCCAACUAUGGGGCGACUGGGCUCGCCAGCCAAGCUACAGUGCUCCAGGCUACGGCUGCUGUUAUCUUGCGACUUUCGGCGCCUGUGGCACCCCACCUCCUGCUGGGCAUGAAGCAAAAGGCCAUCACCUCGCUUUUGGACAAGGCAGGGUGGCAGCAACAGCUUGCGUCAACCUCAGUUGUUGGACGCGCCGUCCUGCUCUCCGAAGCCGAACCCGGCGGACGAGCAUGGUUGGCCGCAGUGCCAUCCGGCCGCAAGCGCCUCGAGCCUGCGGCGUUCGUCGUUGAGCUGCGCCAGCGCCUGGGCCUUGCUGACGCUUCUGCCGACGUCUUUUGCCCGUGCUGUGAGGGAGUUCUGGACCGCUUUUCGCUGCAUGCCGGGACCUGUGUUGCAGGAGGGGAGCGCAACCAACGCCACAAUGCUGUGCGUGACCUCCUCGCCGCGUGGGCCGAGCGUGCCGGUCUUCGCCCGGAGCUUGAAAAGCCAGGCCUCUUGCUGCCCCAGCGUCCAGAUGACACCCGCGUGGCUCACCGACGCCCUGCAGACAUCUAUUUGCCAUCCCUCUAUGGAACUCCUGCUGCCCUUGACCUCGCUGUCACAGCGCCACAGCGGCAGGAGUCCCUCGGUAGGGCUGGCCAACAGGCACUGGCUGCCGCCACUGCUUAUGCCGAGGUCAAAUCGUCGCAUAUGGGCACCGCCCAGGUCUGCACCGAGCAGGGGCUCAAAUUCGUGCCCCUGGUGGCCGAAGCCACUGGCGCUUGGGAACCUGAAGCGGCGAAGAUCCUCCUCCUGAUUUCCCGAGCUGCCGCUGCGCGCGAAGACGCCCAGCCAUCGGUGCUACAUUCUGAGCUGUUGCAAGAACUGUCCGUCUUGCUGCGCAGCCACCGCGCUCGAGCGGUGCUGCGGUCGUACCAGGCUGAGGUUAGACGACGCCUCUGCCUGCCCUGUGCCUGCAUGCAGUCACCGCUUGGACGUGCCUACUGGAAAGCACGCGUGGAGUCGCAGGGGCAGGUGCUCUCUGAACUGCGAAGCGUUUGCUCUUCAAAGUCGUUGCCUCUCUAUGAGGUGGGUGACCGACCGGAAAACCUGGUCGGGCCGCCUGCGCUUGGCUAUCUGGCAUCGCUGGCUUUCGGGGAUGCCUCCGCCUUACCCAAAACGCAGGUGACGCUGUUCGGUGGCAAAGGUGGUGUGGGCAAGACCUCCAUGUCUUCGGCGAUGGCAGUGAAGACGGCGAUGGAUGGACAGCGCGUCCUCAUCAUCUCCACCGACCCGGCACACUCCUUGGGCGAUGCCCUGGGAUGCAAACUCUCGGCUUCCGCGCAAGCCGUGGAGAACUUCGCGGGCUCUGGAGAGCUGUUUGCUAUGGAGGUCGACACAGCCGCGGCCAUGAAACGCUUCCAGGAGACCGUCCGCGACGCGCUUCAGCAGAGGCAGAACGAUGGCGGUAUCGUCGGGCAGGUGUUGAAGCAGCUUCCCAUGCAGGAUUUCGUGGAUCUCUUCGACACCCUCCCACCGGGCAGUGACGAAAUCGUGGCGCUGACGGAGGUUCUGGAGAAGGUCGAAAAGGAGAACUUCGACCGCAUCAUCAUCGACACGGCGCCGACAGGUCAUGCCGUGCGCCUCCUGACGUACCCUGACUUUCUGGAGCGACUGGCGGAACGCGUGGCCAGGCUGCGCGAGCGAUUCGGCUGGCUCUCCGGCGAGAGCAAAGGUCCGGAUCAGGUGAGAUCCUUUCAGUUCCGCAUGAUCGAGCUCCAGGAGCUCUUCACCGACCCAGACCGAAGCUCCUUCUCCGUGGUGACGAUCCCAACGACCUUGGCGUUGGAGGAAACCAAACGUCUGCUGGUGCAGCUGGAGGAGCAGGACAUCCGCUGCGGUCUGGUCAUCGCCAACCGCAUCCUGGACAUCGAGCAGGUGGGCCAGAUGGCGGCAAGCCAGCAGAAGACUCAGCAGGUAGCUUUGGAGGCUCUGGAAGCUCUCGCCAAGAAGGAAGGAUUGGAGGUGGUUCGCGUGCCGUACCUCGAUCGUGAGGUGCAGGGUAUCUAUGGCUUGCAGUACUUAGGAAGGAAUCUCGUGGAAGCAUGA